CGGCCCGCCCCGGCCCGGCCGCUCCCUCUGGGCGCCCCGACCGGGCCCGGCCCAGGGGGCGGGGGCCGCGGCCGCCGAGGAUGGGGAAAUCCAACAGCAAGUUGAAGCCCGAAGUUGUGGAGGAGCUGACCAGGAAGACCUACUUUACCGAGAAGGAAGUCCAGCAGUGGUACAAAGGCUUCAUCAAAGACUGCCCCAGUGGGCAGCUGGAUGCGGCAGGCUUCCAGAAGAUCUACAAGCAGUUCUUCCCAUUUGGAGACCCCACCAAGUUCGCCACAUUUGUUUUCAAUGUCUUUGAUGAAAACAAGGAUGGGCGGAUCGAGUUCUCUGAGUUCAUCCAGGCACUGUCCGUGACCUCACGAGGAACCCUGGAUGAGAAGCUGCGGUGGGCCUUCAAGCUCUAUGACUUGGACAACGAUGGCUACAUCACCAGGAACGAGAUGCUGGAUAUCGUGGAUGCCAUUUACCAGAUGGUGGGGAAUACCGUGGAGCUCCCGGAGGAGGAGAACACUCCAGAGAAGAGAGUAGACCGGAUCUUCGCCAUGAUGGACAAGAAUGCUGACGGGAAGCUGACGCUGCAGGAGUUCCAGGAGGGGUCCAAGGCAGACCCAUCCAUUGUGCAGGCGCUGUCCCUCUACGAUGGGCUGGUAUAGUCCAGGGCCCGGAGCUGUGAUGCCUGGGAACUACUUGCCUCCUCCCGUGCCACAAGGCCACCUCCUCCCGACACCACCCCUACGUGUCCCCCAGCCUUCCUCCGCAUCCACACAGGCCGGCUGCCCUUGAACUGUGAGGCCUCGGCUCUCCCUGCUCCUGCCCUGCACCCACCUGCCACCUGAAGCCACCGGCUCCAAUUGCCAAGAACCUCUGCUCGAAAACGUACAACGAAAUGGAAAAGUCUCCAGCCCUCGGCAAAACCAAGGACUUGGCUGCUUCUCAGGCAGCCUCUCGGUUCCUCCUGCUCUCUUGCGCGUGUGCUUUUGGUUUUUAUUUCAAACAGACAUUCUAAAAGAAAAAACAAAAAACUAUCUUCUGUCCUAGAAGAUACAGACUGACAGAUGGGGAGAAGGCCUCCGGGACCUCGGGGACCUCCGUCUCUCCCUCGUCCCUGGUCCCCUGGUGGCCAGAGAAGCCACAGGGAGGGGGACAGGGGUGGUCGGGGGCUGCCUGAUUAACAUUGUCGUCCCAUCUUUUAGCAGCAAAACUACCUGCGCGGCCAGGAUGAUUAAUCAUGAGGAUGAGGAUUUUUUUGUGCUAACAGUAUUGUGCUUUUGUGGGGAAAGUGAAUUUUUUUUUUAUAUACAUAUAUAAUUGAUAUCCUUUAUUUAUUGGUUGUUAACCGUUGCUGCUGCCUCGUGGGUCCGCAGCUCCCAGCACUGCGGAGCCACCGUUUACAUGUGCACCCUGCCCACCCGCUCACCUACGCUCGCUUGGGAGGAUGGUGGCCUGCAGCAGGCCAAGAUGCCAAAAACAUUUUUUUUUUUUAAGAUACUGUGCUUAAUGUUUGGAGCGGGGAGGGGUAGGAAUUCCUGACUGGCUAAUGCACUGUUCCCUCCAGCCGAAUGCUCCCCACCCCAGGCCCCUUUCCCUGCUGACCCACCACAUCCACCAACCUUGUUCUCCAGGUCCAUAACGUUUUUUCCAAGGAUGAAUAGGGAACAUCUUUAGGUUUCUCAGCUCUUACUUUGGUGUUUGCUGCAGCAUGGACAACGGAGAGCCUUGUCCUCAGGGCACCAGGAAAAGGGGCCUCGGUGCAUAGACUGAGCUGGGAGGGUCUUUGCAAGCAUGUCAGCAGAAGUAAGGGAUGUGUUUGAAGAUUGCCCAUGACUCCUGCUCAGCCUUCCCACCUCCCUAUUUGAUUUUUCCGGUUGACCACACAGUUCUUCCCUGUCCCUCUCUUAGCUCACAGGUUGGCAGGGAGAGGAGAGUCCCAGGCAGUCCCCUUGAGGUGGUCUGCUCCUUGGGGCUGUGGCCUGCAUGCCCUCUGUGGAGACUUCUAGCUCUGCUUGCCACCGAGGCAGAGAUGGCUCCAGAACUGUCACCAGGAAUGUCAGGUGACUCUGGACCAGAAGUCAGGAGCCCAAGGUUUGGCCCUUGCUCUGUGAUUGUGGGCAGCCCUCUGCCCUCUCUGGGCCUCAGCUGGCCAGUCUGCAGAGCUGGGAGGCCUGGGCUGGUUGGUCUCGAAGGCCCUUUUCCAUUCUGAUGUGGUAUAGUUCCAAGUCUAGGGUUCAGUUUCCUACAGUUUGUGAUUCUGUGGCCUGUGGCUAAGUUUGCCAGACCUCAGUAGACAGGGGACGUCUGAGUCACAGCACAGCCCCUAUUUUGUCUCUUGGCACAAGUCUUCAUAUACAUAGCAUUGGUUGCUUGUGUGUGUGUGGGGGACUGUCCUAGUAGCCAAAUGUGUCAGAUGGCACCCCUCGUCCCUUCUAGCAGCAUUCCAUGGUCCCAUUGGGACAUUUGGGUUCCUUUUGGCCCAGAACUAGUUCACUGGGGGAAGGUUUCUGGGGUGAGAAGCAGCUUCCUAGCUGUUUAGGGCCAGGCCUGGGGCUGGAGUUCUUGCUGCUGCUUUGCAAAGUCAAUAUUCUAUCAUCUCGUCCCUGUUGGGGCCCUCGGUUCCACUCUUGAGUUGUCCUUGGUCUCCUCUUUGCACUUCCCGGAGGCCAGAACCCUUCCUGCCAUUUAGCCCUCAGCGAGGAGGCCUGCAGACAGAGGAAGCUUUGCUGUGUCCACUAGCCCUGGCCAGAGCACUCCACCUGCUCCACUGCAGGCUUCCAGAUCUUCUCAGAGGGCUCUGCUGGUCAGCUUCCUGCUCAGGGAGGCCUGGGUCCCCCCACCCAUCACUGCAGUCCUGACCUGGGCUCCCAGAGCCAGGGGCUAGACUUGGUGACUUGGGGUUGAAGGGUGAGUGGAGUCUUUUGCGGGUCAGAUUGCUUUUCUUUGGCCUCUCUGGUCAAGCAGAAAUGAUGCUGUUGUGCCUCCUGUCUUGGAGGCAUCACGGCAGAGCGACUUGCAGCUGAGGAUUGCCAGGGUUAAGCCGUGGACCCCUUUAGUCCCUAGACAUCCACGGAGCCCAUGCCUGGCCUUCCACCCUUCAUCCUGCCCUUUGGCCUUUUGAUUUGGAGCCACAGUGUGGCUUUUGGCCUUAGCAGUGGUAUCCUUUGGGGACCUGUGGGCCCAUGCCUUGGGCAUACCAGCGUCCCAUUCCCUGAGAUACCCCCUUUUCUUGGCAGGGUGCUGGACACUGACCAUUUUCACUCAAGGUUGCCAGGCAGGGACUGAUUUCUUCUGUCCCCUCCUCUUACCAGACCUCUGCCUAUGGCAGCAACCUCAGAACCUUAGGCUAGAGCCCUCUUGCUUAGCCCUCAGGCCUUCCCUACAGUGUUGCCACCUGAGGACCCUCCCUUGCUGCCUUCUUGGGGCUUCCAGCCCUGAGGCCAGGCCUCCAGUCCCUCAGCAGAGCCUCACAGGGGGCCAGGCAGGGGCCAGUCUGCUAAGGCCUGGCCUCUUCACAGCGUAUGCACCUCCCUUUGUAUUGAUGAUGACUUAGGAGAAUGUUACAAUUUUCCAUUAUUUAAGCAGGCAGGGUUUAAAGUGACAUCAAGGCAAGCAUACGUGUCAUCCUCUGUACAACCCCGGAAAUGCUUUUCUGUGUGACCACUGAUUUCCUAGACAAAUGCACCCCAGGCUUUCGGGGACAUUGUUUCUUGUGGGAGGAGGGCUGGGGGAGGUCAGGAAGCCUGGAGAUCCCUCCCAAGAGAGGCAGCCUCUCUUCCAAGAAAGCCCCUACUUGCAUACCCACCAAGCCAAAAGCCUCGGGUUCCCUGCACAGUUUCAGCAUUGAAGGGAUUCAAGGAAGUGUGGGGGCGCCCCCUGCUGCCGGUGAGCCUCAAAGACAUCUGGGGCUCGGAUCCUGCCCAAUGGGUGGUCCAGAGGUGGGAGGCCAGAAGCGUCUAUGAGUCUGUGGAGGCCAUGGGCCUCCAUAUUCUUGGCAGUGUGUUCCCAGACGCCCCUCUGCCAGGCCAUACGGGAUAGCAGGUGUACUAGCAUAAAGGCACCAUGAUGGGAAGCCCUGCUCUCCCCUUUUUUUAAACAUCUGCAGAAUAAACCCAAUGGUUAAUUUUUGAAUGAAUAAAAGGCUUUUGUUGAAUAAAAAA
This is a messenger RNA of Nycticebus coucang (slow loris), 4151 nucleotides long. It is a transcript of the gene NCS1, whose product is annotated as neuronal calcium sensor 1. The transcript is spliced from 8 exons. Gene Ontology annotation, molecular function: calcium sensitive guanylate cyclase activator activity; calcium ion binding. NCBI's taxonomy places the organism in Eukaryota, Metazoa, Chordata, Mammalia, Primates, Lorisidae. Bases 81 to 653 code for a protein of 190 amino acids. The record is from RefSeq and is a predicted model, not a curated record.